GUAUUGGCAUCCCUUCCUCUAUCAUCCCAUCCACCUCCCGUCCAUCCCGUCCACACAUCUUAUCUCUCUCCUCUCUUCCACCCAGCCAAAUAUUGUAUACACGACAUCAUCGCGACGUCGCCACCGCCGUGGCUUUGGAAUAAAAUUUUCAUCUCUCCUCCGACUCCAGCUGGUCCCGAACCCACCGCCUAACAACCUACCACCCACCCCCCCUUCUGGCCCCUCGUAUUCGCCCUAGCGAGAGGUUAUAUGAAAAGACGGAGAAAGGGGAAAGGAAGCAAGGAGGGGGAACCCGAGGACGACGCGCGUGAAUGAGAAAGGAGGAGGAUGAGAGCGCGAAGGCGAUGAUUCCUGGGAGGACCGCGUCAACAUGGACCCAGACACAAAUGCGCCCCUGGAGCGAUCGUCCUCGCAGCUCUCCAUAGCCUCGCCAUCCCCCAAGGGUCUCCGAGCCGGCCACUCGACCCGUGCCAAGUCCAAGCCUAAGAGGCUAAUCUCCCAGACCUCGAGCUCCGCUUCAUCCACUACCGCUUCCGACAAGUCUCUGACCUCCUUCCCCUCCUUCUCUCCUCAGUCGCCGCGAUACGAACCCGCCUUUACCACUCCCGAGUCUCGUCCCGCCGUCGCUGUCAGUGCGAACAGGAAAGCUACCAGCGUCCCCGCCAAGGCCCCCACCGUCGAGAACUUACCCUUCGAGGCCCAGCAGGCCGCGCGCAAUGCGCUGUUCGAUGAUACGCCCCUUCCUACCCAGAAGAUCCCCGGCGCCCUCCACCAUGCCGGUGACGACCACAUCGAACGUCUGAUCGCGAAGCAUGGCGCCGUCAGCCUCGUUCGUCAGGUCGCCGAGGACUUGGCCCACCGCGACCACCAGAUGGCCAAGAUGAGGAGGAGGGCAGACGAGAGAGAGCGGGCGCUGCGAAAAAUAAUACUGGGGUGCGGUCUGUCGAGUCUGGACCUCGAGACAAAGCUCCGGGAAGUCGAGGCGGACCUCCAAGCACAAGAAAAGUCCAAAUGCACCCAGGACGGCGAUAUUUCGGGCAUGAUGAGCGAUGCAAUACACGAUUCCAUGUCCUACAACGCGCUGGGCAUCAACGUUUUGGACGGCGGCACGCUGAGGGCGAGUAGCAUGCCUAUGCUAAAGGAGAAUAAUAUGAACAAGGGCGCUAUGAAGGCUUGGAAGGACUACCUCUGGGGUGGUGGCACGAGCAGGAAGACUAGCAGACCGGCUAGUAUCAACGAAGACGCUAUGAAGACCGCCAUCCGCGCGCCCACGCCCGGAGAUCGCCGGCCUCCUCUCCAAGAAGACCUAUUUGUGCCUCCCCCGGAUGCGGAAUCUACUCGAAAUUCUAGUCGCGCCUCGAGCAUCCACUCCGGUAACGCGCCAAGGAAGCCGUCGUCGUCUUUUGCUAGCAUGGCUCUGCAGCUCGUGGCUGGGAAGGCAUCUUCUGUCCGCGAUUCCGAAUCGGUUAGGGGACGGUCGAAUUCGGCGGGCCAAGGAGACUCGGUACGGUCGUCCUCGAAUGCCAGCUCUAGGACGGGCCGUUCGAACCGCGCGGCUUCCACGCAAGCCGGGAGCAAAGCACUCAUCGCGAUGCGACGGGGAACCCCCAAACCUGCGGGUUUGGCGGCAAACACGCGGCCACGGGAUCGGUGGGACGGGACCAACUCUGAGGGUCCGUCCGCUAUAAGGUCAGAUAACUCCGGACCAGUCGAGAUGGAUACUAUAUUCUCUCCCGAAGGCCAGCCGCCGGCGCUCUCACAGCUCUACAACAACUACGGUAGCCCGGAAUACCUGAUAGAUCGUUUCGGGUUCAUCUACGACCAGCGCCGGAAAAAGCGGCAACGCGAGGCGGCCCAGGUCGCGCUCCAGAUGAAGAAGGGGCACGAGAUGCUCUCCGGCGGAAGGUCCAGCCUCUCCCCUAAUUUGCUCGACGACGGCGCAAGCUCGAUACAGGAUGCUGAAAUCGACGAUAUCUCGGAGUGCCCGACACCAGGCGAGGAUGCUGUCGACCAGAGCAAGCCGAAACGAUGGCAAGACUACCUCAAGAUUGCUACGUUCCCGACGGAGCUGCUAUCGCACACCCCUUCCAUCAUGGCCCCGGCCAUCGAGGUCCUCGAGGGAAAUGGACUACCCAAGUCCCCAAGUCUAAUCACCUCGGACGACCGCGGUUUUGUACCGGCCCCGGGUACUAUUGCGGUUCUAGAUAGAAAAUCGAGCCCGAAGCCGGAGGACGAGCCAGCCUGCGCCACUCUCGUUCACGAAGAUGUCGAGCCCGUGAAGCUUCUGCUGAAGCAGUUGAGUGACGUCCACGACGCCCUCCAGAGGGAGAAGGCCGUUCGCUGGAACGAGUUCCUGCGAAAAGUGCGCGCGGAGCGCCGCCGCGAGGGCGAAGCCGCGGCUGCCACCGCCGCGGCCGCCGCCGAGGCGCGCUUCCAGCUGGCGCCGGUGAUGAUUCCGGAAGCCAAGCUCAACGACGGCGAGACGAUCGGGAUCGCGGACCUCGGCGUCAAGGGCAAGGUCGGGCGCGCGAAGUGGAACGAAUUCCGAAACCUGGUGCUCGGCGGGAUCCCCGUGGUGAAUCGGCCCAAGAUCUGGUCGGAAUGCUCGGGCGCGCUGUCGAGGAAAACACCGGGCUAUUACACCGAUCUCGUCUCGCGCCCCAGCGAGGCCGACGACAUGGUGGUGAUCUCUCAGAUCGACAUGGACAUCACCCGCACGCUGACCGACAACAUAUUCUUUCGCAAGGGGCCCGGCGUGUCUAAGCUUAGCCAGGUGCUGCGCGCGUACGCGAGGCACAACCCCGAGGUGGGAUACUGCCAGGGCAUGAACCUGAUCGCGGCCAACCUGCUGCUCGUCAUGCCGUCGGCCGAGGACGCGUUCUGGGUCUUCGUCUGCAUCGUGGAGCGCAUCCUGCCGGAGGGGUACUACGACCACAGCCUGAUGGCGUCGCGAGCGGACCAGCACGUGCUGCGGGAGUACGUGCGGCAGGUGCUGCCGAAGCUGUCGCAGCACCUGGACGCGCUGUGCAUCGAGCUGGAGGCGCUGACGUUCCAGUGGUUCCUGAGCGUGUUCACGGACUGCCUGUCGGCGGAGGCGCUGUUCCGGGUGUGGGACGUGGUGCUGUGCAUCAACGACGGCAGCACGUUCCUGUUCCAGGUGGCGCUGGCGCUGCUGAAGCUGAACGAGCGGGCGCUGCUGGCGUGCGCGUCGCCGGCGGCGGCGUACACGUACAUCAACCACCAGAUGACGAACCACGCGAUCAGCAUCGACGGGCUGAUCCAGGCGUCGGAGGGCCUGCGGCGGCUCGUGCUGCGCGAGGAGGUCGAGGACCGCCGCGCCCGCGCCAUCGAGGCGGACAAGCAGACGGCGCGCGAGCGCGAGGAGCGCAACGCCCUGCGCCGCCAGAACAACAGCCUCGCCAAGACCCAGAGCCGCAACGCCCAGAAGGAGGCGCUGCUGCUACCGCCGCCGCAGGAAGACGACGAGCACGAGAGCGGCGCGCCCCUCAACGGCAACGGCAACGGCAACGGCGGGCCCAGGCUAGAACCGAACCGGGACGACUACGACGACGACUACGACGACCUCGGCGCCGGGCUGACGGACGGCAUGCGGACCCCGAUCCCGACGGAGGAGGAGGCGAGCUUCGGGCUCGGAUAGGGCCUUGUGCGGGUACGGGGCGGAGACGGGUGGAUGGAUGGAUGGGCGGGAGGUAGGGAAGAAUGCAGCCCGACGGAGGGACAGGAGCAACGGCGAAUCGAGUCGAGAAACAGCCCGGCUGCACCAUGGGGCUACGUAGCCAUCUCCCUUUUUGUGUGUGUCUCUUUUGUUUCUGUUUUCGGGGGGAGUAGCGGCGCAGAUGAGAAAAGGGGGUUUAGAGACGGAAAUACGGAAGGGGGUACACCCCUCCUCCCGCGGGUCCCGUCACCACGGUCUUCUCCCGCCCGUUCAUACACACGCGCCCAUAUCAGAGGCUGGAGCGGCAGGCAGAUCCAGGGGGACGGCCGGCCGGCUGUCCUGUCUUUUCUUGCAUGCCUAUUUUUCCUUUCUUUUUUGCCGUCCUCCUGUUUUUGCAGCAGCUAGGGGGGGCUUUCUUUUGUCGGUUGUCUGCUUUUCAUAGAUUGGACCGUCCAUGCGUGUCAUGAUACCCCCUCCCCCGAGAGCAGUAGAAACCCCCCCCCUUCCUUCGUGUUUCUGUAGCGAAUACAGCCGUAAUCGUA
Molecule: messenger RNA, 4218 nt
Organism: Durotheca rogersii
Lineage: Eukaryota; Fungi; Ascomycota; Sordariomycetes; Xylariales; Xylariaceae
Product: TBC-domain-containing protein
Exons: 1
Coding region: 371-3658 (1095 amino acids)
Source: RefSeq, a predicted model, not a curated record